Zootoca vivipara (common lizard) is the source of this 5646-nucleotide messenger RNA. The record is from RefSeq and is a predicted model, not a curated record. Lineage: Eukaryota; Metazoa; Chordata; Lepidosauria; Squamata; Lacertidae.
GCCCGAAGCUCGGGGCUGUGGUGUGGAAGGGAAAGCUCCUCCCCCCCCAACACACGGAAGGAACGGAGAGGGAAGGGCGGACAUGGCGACGGCCGCCGUCCUCGGGGAGGCCGCGGCCGGAUAUGCGUGUACGCCUCCCUCCGCUGUGGGCCGCCACCGGCGCAGCUGACUCGGCCCGGCCCAGCCCAGCCUACCGAGCAGGAGUCGAGAGAGGCGAGGCUGCGCUUCCCCGCCCGGCCAUGUAGAGGGGGCCCGCAUCGCCUAGGCCAGCUCAGGAGAUAGCCGGCCGCCUCAGCGUGAGGGGAAAGAAGGGGGGGCAGCUUCGCCUGACAGAGGGAGGGACGAGAAGGCGGCGGCGGCGGCGGCGGCAGCAGGAGCCCGCGCUGCCUUGUGAGGCUAGAGGGUCGCGGGGGUUGGGUGGAGCCGCGGGGCGCCAUGGAGGACAUUAACUCCAACGUGAACGCCGACGCCGAAGUGCGGAAGCUGCAGGAGCUGGUGAAGAAGCUGGAGAAGCAGAACGAGCAGCUCCGCAUUCGCAGCGCCGCCGGGGCUCCGGGAGGCAGCCCCAAACGGCUGCUGGGCAACAACCACGGCGGCGGCGGAGGGUCGGGAGCCUGCACGCCGCCUCUGACCGCGGCGGCUGCCGGUGCCCCGCAGUCGCCUUCGCCGCCGUCUCCCGCCGCCGUCAGGAGCAGCCCUCUGGUGCUGGGGCUCGAGAGCCGCUGCCUGGGCCCCAACAAGGCCGGGCCCAGGCGGCCUCCGCCGAGCGAGGAAGCAGCAGGAGGAAGCGGCUCGGAGGUGUCGGGGGGAGCCGGGGAGAACGCCAGCCUCCUGGACGAAGUGGAGCCGCUGAAGCCCGACGAGCUUGAGCGGCUGGCCGGCUGCGGGGAAGACGAGACCGGCUGGUUGUAUGCUUCGCCAAAGAAGAAAGUGACUCCAUUGCAUAAAUGUAUUAGCCCACUGGUUUGGUGCAGACAGAUAUUGGAUUAUCCAACUCCAGAUAUUGAAUGUGCUAAAAAAUCAUUGAUCCAUAGGCUUGAACAGACAAUGUCAGCUCUCAAGAGACACAGCCUUUAUAGUAAUCCGUUCAGCACUGUCAAUUAUGCAAACUCCUAUAGUCCAAAUGCUGGCAGUCCCUGCAGCAGUAGCUUCAACUCUCCUUCCUCCACACCAGUGAAACCUCCUUUAGUAAAACAGCUCAUACUUCCUGGCAACUCAGGUCAUUACAAAAAUUCAGCAGAUAGAAAUCCUCCAUUGAGCCCACAAUCCUCUAUAGAUAGUGAAUUAAGUGCUUCAGAACUGGAUGAAGAUUCAAUUGGUUCAAAUUACAAACUAAAUGACUUAACAGAUGUGCAAAUUUUAGCACGGAUGCAAGAGGAAAGUCUCCGGCAAGAAUAUGCAGCUACUGCUUCUCGGCGUAGUUCUGGCUCUUCGUGCAGUUCUAUGAGGCGAGGUACAUUUAGCGACCAGGAACUUGAUGCGCAGAGCUUAGAAGAUGAAGAAGACAGCUGCCAUCAUGCGGUGCACCCAGCUGUUAAUCGGUUCUCUCCAUCACCACGCAAUUCACCGCGGCCUUCACCAAAGCAGUCCCCACGGAAUUCUCCUCGAUCUCGAUCACCUGCCAGAGGAAUGGAGUACAGCAGAGUGUCACCCCAGCCUAUGAUUACUCGUUUGCAGCAGCCUCGUCUUUCACUUCAAGGCCAUCCCACAGAUUUACAGACUAGCAAUGUCAAAAACGAAGAGAAACUAAGGCGUAGUCUUCCAAACCUGUCCAGGACAUCUAACAUCCAAGUUGAGUCUGUGAAAAACAGUAGAAGUGACUCAAACUUUCAAGUGCCAAAUGGAGGAAUAUCUCGUAUUCAACCUCAACCCUCAUCCACUCUGCAAAGGCAGAAAAAAAUGCCCCGUGUUGCCUUCAAAACCAAACAGCUACUUACUACUCCAGCUACCAAAGGAGGUAAAUUAGCUUACAGCCAUUUAAUGAAAUCCAGUUAAAUUCAGAAAAUUGUUCCCUUGUGCUUAGACUUAUGCAGUUGAAAUAAUGCAACUGGAGUCUAACAGCAAGUGCUUUUAUUGGUGAAUGAAAUAGCAUAAAUGCUCCUUUAUAGAACAUUUCAGCAUUGACUAUUGGCUAGCUGUUGACUGUUGUGAUCUUCGCUCAUAUGCUUAUUACGAAAAUAAGUGCUAAGUUUUAGCAAGCUUUGAUCUUAAAACUUAUUAUCAGCACUGUUUUAGGAUUGCUUAAAUACCUUAACUGAUAAAAUAAUCAGUCGUGCUAGAAUUUAUCCUAUGUUCUGCUUUAGAAGCAUAAGAGUAGGUUAUAUUAAGUUGGGGCAAACUCAUGUUUUCUAGGUUUAGAGAUGGUGCCUAUACCUUUGUUUUGGGCAAUAGCACUGUCCACUGUCUUGGAGUUCUCAAAAGACUGGGUAUGAUUUUAAAGAAUUCAUUGAUUACUCUUACUUACCUCUUAAUGCUAUGGUCCAUGGGGUCACGAGGAGUCGGACACGACUAAACAACAACAACCUCUUAAUGGUUUUACAAUUCAAGAAAAGUUAGUGCUAAGCUAAAUUCUAAAGAGAACAGCUAUUUAAUUCAAGUUGCCCUCUUCUUUAUUUUAAAGUAGCAGGCAUAUUCAGAACAGUUCUAAGGUUGCCUAACACUCUCCAGAUAGACCUUUCAUUAUUGGUUCCUUAGUUGUCAUUUUUAUUAAGUCGUCUUUGUAGGCUGUUUGGGAUAGCUGAACCUGGAAAACUUUUAUACUUCCCAGAAAUUAACAACCGCUCCUGGUUGAAGGUGGAGCUGUUGGUUUAGACUUUAGACAGAUUAUUUAUCCCAUUUUGUUGCCCUUAACGUCAAUAUUCUUUGUAUAAAAUCAGCACACAUCAUUUAAAACAUCUGCUUAAUACUUUGGUUCAUAAAACAUAAUUUCAAAAUAUAACUUGCAUUUGUCACUGCUAAAUGAGAUAUUUUAAAGAACAUUUUGUCUAAGUACCGGUAUUUUGAAGCAGAAACAUUUGCCAAGUGCAGUGCACUUGCAGAAUACAUGUGUAUCAUUUUCAAAUAAUUCUGCCUUAUGUCUAUUAUUCAUGUCAUUUUGGUCUGGCUCCCUAAUCUUAGCCAAAUUAUCUUUGGAGAGGAUUCUUCAUGUUCAUGUUGCUAUGACUAGGUGUGUAGAAAGUUUUUGUGUGUACAGUACAGUGUAAAGCUAGUCAGUUCAGAAUUUACAUGAUUUGUUACAAUAGUUUUUUGAAAGUAUGAUCUCUUUAGACGCAAGGUCUUGAAGCCCAUUAUCUCAGUUCUUUUUGUUCUUGGACCCAUAGCAUUGUUCUAAUUAUUUAUUGAUAUUUUGUGAUACACUCAAUAGCAGUCCAGACUAUUUGAUCAUUCACAAAGCACAUUUUGUAUCAGAAUUUUAUUUUGGACUGGGGCUUUCUGUGUCCUUACUCCUGAAACACCAGUCCUUUUUCUGCUUAGAAUGGUUAAUGGAUAGUUAACUUCUUCCUAAAUGUUCAACAAUAUGCUACUUCUCUGUACCUAUAUCAUACCUCUAACAAUCUCUUGCAUUUGUUUUGAGUACUGUAAAUUCCUUUUUAAAGCAGGAAAUGACCAGUUUAGGUUGUGUGGCAUACUUCACUGUGGUUAUUUACAAUAAGCUAUAAUUCUCCUUUCCUUCUUAUAUCAGGAUGUUGCUUGCUGAUCAAUACUAUGGGUGGGUCUGUCGGUAGACACAGAUAGAUUAUACCUAUAGGGCUAAGAUUACGCAAGGUAUUUAUUCUCAGCACAUGUGUUGUUGUUUGUCACUACAUAUUCCUCCAUUAUUAUUAUUAUUAUUAUUAUUAUUAUUAUUAUUAUUAUUAUUAUUAUUAUUAUUGCAAUGCUUGAUUUAAGUGAAGGGCCAUUAUUAAGGCAUAUACAGGAGACCAUUCAAUUUUGCCUCGAGAUCAUUAAUAUUGAUAAGUUGCAGUGUGGAUAGUCUCUCCAGAAGUGUGGGUGUUCAUAGAUGUUCUGUAAGCAAAAGGCUUCUGUGUAAUGGAAUUAACUAGGCAGUCUAUUAAGAAUUACAUAAAGCUGGUCAUGGUUUGGAGCUCAAACAAAGAAAUUCUUUUUUGAGCCACAUGCUUCCUCUUGUAAAGGACCUUUUGUUACAGCAAAAUUCACAGCUGUGUGCAAUAAGUGGGCAGAGUGGGGUGUUGGAAACUGAAAUAUUGUAUAAAGUGACCUUGGAUGGUUUACUUAUAAUUUGAAUAAAAAGGACUAAGGAAUCUAUUUUUUGUUUUAUUUUAAAGGGUAUGUGAGACUAUAAGAAUCUCCCCUCAAAAAUAAUCUUCAGUUUUAUUCAUAAAGCUCAUGUUAUAAACAUUGUUCAGUUGUUCCAAAAACCUUUUUCUGUAGCACACUGAAACUGCAUCCAUUAUUUCAUUACAGGUUCAAUGCCUUUUAAAUCCUGCGAUUACAUUUGAGGUUUCUUGUACUUUUUACUUUUCUUAUUUAGGAGUUUUUGUAGUUUGUUUUAUUGGUCUCUUCUGAAACAGUUCACUUGCUUUUGGCUUUUUGCAGUCUAGGGUGUUUGUUCAUUGUCUGAUCAUUGGCAUGUCUUGUUCCAUAAUGCCACUGUGGAAUCUUCCCCCAGAAACAUGCCAAGAAGGAUUCUCUAUACACCUUUAUCUUUUCUCAAGAUGCUGUAGCCUGUGCAAUUUGAGGGUCAUGAGAGUUUUAAGAGCUUUAAGAGCAAUUCAGACUUGGUUCUGAUGUGCACAGUUAUGUGAAUUUAGAUUCCAAUAAUUUCUAGUGUGAGUUUGUAGCAUUAUGGUUUUUUUUAUUUAUAAACCCUGCCUUCAUCAUAUUGAUUCCAGCAUGUAGUUCACUUCCAUGAAACACAAGGCCUGUGAACUAUAGCCAUAUUUCCUAGAUUUCUUAAAGGAAUAGCAUAUUAUAUUGUCUCUAUUUAAAACCUUCUCCAUUGGGGUGCUUUUAACAGUCAGACAUUGCCUCGUUUAUGGUAUACUCCCUAAUAAAUGUAUUUUCACAGUGUACAGAACAAAUUCAGUAGUAAUGGGCAUUUCUCAUACUAAAUGCAUUUUUUAAAAAAAUCUGCAGUGCAUUACAAACUUGGCUAGGUUUGCUACAUCAUCUUAUGAAUAAUUUGAAUGAGAAUGACUGUAUGCAUAACAUAUCUACCCCCAAAGAAAGUGUUGAAAAUGGUCAGACCAAAAUAGGCACAAAACUACUACUCUGUCUGUUAGCAUAACUGAUGAUAGGUGUCCAUUUUUAUACUGCCACACAUCAAAUGUCAAUCUCCUUCAAUAGAACAUUGUGAGUUUGUAGCAGGCUAUACACGAACUCUUACCUUAUAGAAAGAUGUCUAAAACAUCAAUACCUCUGUGUUGUGUUGUGUAAAUCCAUAGUACAUUGCAGGUGCUGAAACAGUUUCUGCCUAUUUUUUAAGCUGCAUUUUGUUGUUUCUUCGGCAUUGAAAAUGACAUUCUUGUUUUGAUGAUUUUCCAGUACCUUCUCCCAGUAAAUUCCGGUCCCCGGCAGCACCAUCUCCUCUGGCUCUGAGACAGCCAGUAAAAGCAUUCAGUAACCAUGGACCUAGCUCUGCUGUUCCAGAAGCUGUCCAGCUUUCACAUAGCAGCUCUUCACCAG